Messenger RNA from Acanthoscelides obtectus, 201 nucleotides. Lineage: Eukaryota; Metazoa; Arthropoda; Insecta; Coleoptera; Chrysomelidae. The record is from the annotation of a GenBank genome assembly.
AUGUUUCAGCUCACUUGGCAACAUCGCACCGAGUAUCUUUCAUGUUAUGAUAGAUGUCUGUGCCGUCAAAUAUUUAGUACGGCUUGUGCGUGUUUAGUGGAGAUAUCGCUGACCAAAGCUGAGUGGUUGACAAGUGUCCCCCGCGCGACCUUCUACGUUGUUAAAUUAUUAUUAAGGUGUUGUUGUACUGUGGCAAAGUAG